UCGUGGCAGCUGUAAAACGUGUUUUGCUAAUGUUUUUGUUGCUUUGUUACAAUGUGGCCGAAAAAAUCUAUGUAUAGAUAUUGUGUCGUGCCCGAAUGUAAGAGUACCACGAUUAAAACACCAGAAAAGCUCUUCUUCAGUAUUCCCACCGGCGCUCAGAGGCGAAGAGAUUGGUGUAGCGCGAUGGGCCGGACGCGACCUCUGCGACCGUAUACGAAUUAUUUCUGUUGUGAAGAUCACUUCGAUAUUGAAAACGACAUGGAGAACUACAUGAAAUUCAAGUUGUAUGGAGUAUCAAAGUUAGUAUUAAAAAAAGGAAUUCUUCCGCACAAAUUUGCUUGCCAGAAUUAUAUGUCCAUUAGAGAGAUCCAGAAGGAACAAACAGCUGGCAGUUCCUUAUGCAUCAAGCAGGAGGCGGAUAGCGACAGUGGGACCCUUAGCUGCAACAGUGAUACAAUCAGCUGCGGUAGUGACUUGGAUAACUGGCUCCAAGAGGAUCCUGAGUUGCAGGUUAAAGUAAAAUUAGUAGGUGAGCCGAAAUCUGAAACCCAUCACACCGAGAUGACAGACCCUCUAGCAGUCGAGAACAAGAGUAAAGGUCCCCAGAAGGACAAAACAAAACCGUAUAUUGUAAGCAUGGUGUAUGUGGAAAAAGUGAAGAAACAUUGAGAGAAAAAAAAUGAUUUGUACUGAAUGUGAAAUAUAUUUUAGUAAGAAAAGUGAUACGUUUGAUUGUGUAAGGUUGU
Messenger RNA from Nymphalis io (European peacock), 746 nucleotides. RefSeq lists its product as uncharacterized. Lineage: Eukaryota; Metazoa; Arthropoda; Insecta; Lepidoptera; Nymphalidae. The transcript is spliced from 2 exons. The record is from RefSeq and is a predicted model, not a curated record. Bases 52 to 669 code for a protein of 205 amino acids.